Molecule: messenger RNA, 3849 nt
Organism: Malurus melanocephalus (red-backed fairy wren)
Lineage: Eukaryota; Metazoa; Chordata; Aves; Passeriformes; Maluridae
Gene: PPP1R3D
Product: protein phosphatase 1 regulatory subunit 3D
Exons: 1
Coding region: 10-933 (307 amino acids)
Biological process (GO): regulation of glycogen biosynthetic process
Cellular component (GO): protein phosphatase type 1 complex
Molecular function (GO): glycogen binding; protein phosphatase 1 binding
Source: RefSeq, a predicted model, not a curated record
CAGUURAAAAUGGAGGUGCGUGGUCCUCGGAGGAAUCCCAGCUACCUCUCAGAUCUYUAUCAGAACAUGUUAAGGGCUGAAGGAGCAGUGGGCCGAGGGCUGCAGCAGCCCCCAGCAAUCCCUACAAGUAGCAGCAAGACUUUCUGGAGCAGUGGGCCAUGCAAGGAGAGCCCGCAGCCAAAGCAUCCCGAGAGCAGCAGCUCCUCCAGCUGUGACCCAGCCCUGCGACCCAUCAUCCGCCGCCGGGCCAGGUCCCUGCCGACAUCACCCGAGAGGAGGAAGAGAGCAGCAGCGCAGUGUCAGGAGCCCGGCUGCCAGAGCCGCAUCAACCGGGUCAGGUUUGCCGAUGCCUUAGGCUUGGAGCUCACUGAAGUGAAAGUCUUCCAGACUGGGGAGGAUCCAUCCAUCCCUUUGCAUGUCCUUUCCAGGCUCUCCAUAAACUCAGACCUCUGGUACAGCAGCKUGAACUUGGAGUUUACUAUGCAAUGCUUGGUCCCUGACUUCCAGCAGCCUGGAGACUGUCCGGAUUUCUCAUCCCGACUCCAGGAGCAGCAGGUGUGUCUGGAACGGGUGACCAGCUCAGAUYUGGGGCUCAAUGGCACCAUCCAGGUUCGCAAUGUUGCUUUUGAGAAGCAGGUGUCCGUGCGCUACACCUUCAACCAGUGGGAAAGCCUCCAUGAGGUGUGUGCUCGCUGGCAGCAGAGCAUCCCAGAGAAAAACGGGCACAAUCAGGUUGAUGUGUUCACUUUCUUUCUUCCUGUGCCUCCUUUUCUCCUUCAGCUGAGCACUCUCGUCCAGUUUGCAGCAAGGUACCAAGUCAACGGCCAGGAGUACUGGGAUAACAACAGAGGCAAGAACUACACCCUCACCUGCCGGACUCACCCCCUGAAGGUGCCGAGGGAAUGUGAGGAGAGCUGGAUCCACUUCAUCUGAACAAUGGGAAUGCGUGCUGAGCAGUGUGUCAGUGGUCUCAGUGACACUGUGUUCCUUGGCGUGGCUCUCUGCUCCUAUGGCAACAGUCUUCUUUUUGCAACCUGCCAAACCUGGCCAAAUGUCCCAGGGCUGGGAAGUAGCCAGUGAUAAACUGUUCUAAACCUUGGGGCAAGUUAAAAGGGCCAAAAUCUGUAGAGAGAUACAAUCAUAGAAAGGCCAUGUGGGUUUUUUGAGUGUAUGAGGCAGAACGGUUCCAAGGAAUACUGUCAGGCCACCAGAGAGCAAAACAACACAUUUCUUGUUGCUAGUAAUACUCUUGGUUGCAUAGAAUGUUUCUAACUAAUCUCUUACCAUUUUCUACUGUUUGUUUUCUAAAUGGACAGCGUGGCUUUACUGGCUUUGUUUCUAAUUUUGUUUAUAUUACCUCACCAAGUCUGGGCACUAUUCCAUUUGUGCAUAGUUUGGAUGGCAGAUACUCUAGGGAGUACUUGUAUUUAUAUAGAUGUAUUACUAAAGCUGUAAACAGGUUGGAUAUUGCCAUUAAUAUUUGAGUUGGAAAUUAAAUGCUACCAUGAACAAACCCAUACAUGAAAAYGUGCCAUCAGCCUCUCUGUUUCCCUUGGGAAAAAAAUAAAAGGUGCCUUUUCUUAUCUCCUCCUUGCAGCAGGAGUGAUUGUUAGCAAAGUGUAUGUAAGGCACUUCUGCCUGGGGAAAUUCUCAUCUUUGUCAAGUGAUGCCCAGGUAGAUUUUUCUCAAGGUGGUGGUGCAGGAAUUGUCUUUUCCUGGUGCACUUGUUUUACUGAGGGAAACGAGAGCAAUCUUGGACUUGUGUUGCAAUUGCAGUUGAAGAUCUCAAAGCACUUGCUCAUGAUUUUACCACUGUUACUGGUAAAAUUAUAAAUCAAGAGAUGGAUAUGAUAUACAUACACAUAUAAGGGAAAAAAAUAGGACAGGGAGCAGGGUACAGAGGCUUGGAAUAGCMUUCCAGAAUACUGAAUCCUGGCUGUUCCCCAGCAUGCCAGUACUACUGCAGAAGUAGCUUUGACUUCUUUAUUUAACUGCUUGCCAUUAUAAYCCAGUUGAACUCCCAAGGCUGCAGCCUUUGCAACACAAGCAGGAACUUGAAAGCAGUUCAUUUGGURAACUGAUACUUACACAGACCCGUGAACAGAAUCCCUUCUGCUGCAGGGAARGCACAGGAACACUGUUAGAUCAUCUUCCCGUGCUUCUUGCUCUAUUAUUUUCAUUCUAUGGUUUUAGUGUGGUUUAAGAUUGGCAACAGGUUUAAGUCUAUUAAGUAAACGAUUGUCCAUGAUUUUUUCUGUACAUAUUCAUUACUGCAUGGAAAGUUUAUUUGUGUAGCAUAGACUUUCAGAACUGGCUGGUUGGAGAUUUUAGGACUAUGCUGUGAAAAUGAGGCCACUUUUUGGGUGUCUUAUUUUGGAUUGGUGCUUAUUUAUCAAAAUCACAAGUUGUUUGUAAAAUCACAGUUGUAAGCAACCCAUGGCCAAUUACAUUUUAGUCUGAAAAGUCUACUGAGUAAUUCUGGAAGUGCAGAAACACUAAGAAAAUUAAUUUGUCUGGCAACUUAAGCAACAACUGUUGCUCUUUUGUUGUGAUACCCAUUUAGCAAACCUGGGCUUUCAAGUGAGGAAUCUGACUCGUUCCAUUGGUCUUUGGCUUUCAGAGGAACCAGAGUCAGGAAUGAGGAUUCUGUGAGCUGCUGAGCACCUUUUGCAGAGCACUCAGAAAGCUCAAUCUUAUCUGAACAUGCACACACAUGCACAGAAGUGCUUGUGCUGAAUAAAAUGCACUAUUUUCAAGUAUUGUUCCCUCUUUCCUUUCCCUCCCUAAUGACUGUAUUUCUUCCAUUAGAAACACAGCACACCACAAACCCCCUCUCUCAGCAAAAACCAGCUCACAGUGGGUACUGCUGGAGCGCAGAGCAAUACUUGUUUUCCUGGCAGAAGAAUGUUUCUGUCUUCUGGGAGAGACUGUCAUGUGCUAGCAAAUGUCAGACCUGAGUGUUCUCUUUGCCAGGGCAGAUCCUGUAAAGCCGAGCUGUCAGGGGAAAGGUUAAUGCCAGAUGUAGCACAGUGGGGAGAGGGGUGAGAAAUGUCUCAGCAGUCUGAGUUGGGCUUCUAUUGUCUUGUUUCCCCAAUCUCUCAGGAUACUGGCAUGUGCAAGGUCUUGAAUACUAAAUACUGAAGCAUUAUUCCAAGUUUGCUUUUGCUCUCUCUGCUGGUCUGCACUGCUGGGGAAGGAGUGGCAGUUCAGUUCCUGGCAGUGCAGCUCUCGGGCACUGCUGGCUCAGUGRAGCAGUGGAACUGAGAGCCAUCUCCAGCUUAAACUGCUAAACCUUCACACCAGUACUGACACCUGUCACAUCAGAGCUGAUAUUUGCACUUAGCUUUUCUUGUCACACUCUGGCUUCUGGGGGACAAAAAUGGGAUUAAGCCAUUUCGUGCUAAUAAGUACUUGUUGUGAAGGUAAACUYAGACCACAUUUUUAUCUUCUCAGGACAACUUGACUGCUUGCACUGUGUUCARAUUGAGCACUUCCCUUAGAAUGAGGAUUUUGUAAAACUGAAUUCUUCACAAGGGUUAUCACCGUAUAAUGCACUUUUAAAAACAUGURUUUAUUAUUGUUGUAUGGUAAAAUGAAUGUCUAAUAGUCCACAGAUCCAAGGUUCUUUGAAGCAUGUUUUUUAAAGAAAUGUAUGAAAUUCAUGUAAAUGAAAAGGGGUUGUCUUUCCUGAUCAAAUGUCUUGUCCAGAAUAAAGUACAUUACAGUGUAUCAAUAAAGCACAUAUGCUGGACAAAAAGUCUAGCUGUUGUAAAAUUGCAAAGUGCUUAAAYAACUUUAAAAAGCAAUAAUAAAAUGAUGCCUGUUGUAAUACAGAAGAUUGAAAUAAAA